UUUCAUUCUUGAUUCGCUCUGCAUCUGCACAACUGCAGAGUGUGUGCAGUGUUGUUCAGUGUGUUUGUUUGUAACGGCAUGCAGUAAUUCAUGUACUGUCAAAGUGCAUUUAUUGCAGAUCCAAGAACCGCACGUUAAUUGGAUUAAACUAAUGGACCCUAGUAGUGUUUUACUCAAUAACAUUAUGCGAGUGACGUCUCGUAAGUUGUGCGUGAAUAGUCUACGAAGUGUCAACAAGAAGGAGUAGGCAAGGGCGUUGCUGGCGCUAUACACUUCCUCUCCGAGACCUGGCAAGGAAAAAAUAGUGUUUUAUUGUUGCAUAGUACUUGGAAGAAAUGGCCCGACCGAAGCAUCGUGCGAGCGUCGACGUCUGCGCCGACUGCAGCUGUCCUGAGCCAGCAUGGGCUUCUGUAAACAGAGCUAUUUUGCUGUGCGACGAGUGCUGCAGCAUACACAGGAGUCUAGGCAGGCAUGUGUCCUAUAUCAAGUCGUUGACAAAGGGAGUUUGGAGUUCAAAUACGUUAAAUAUGGUACGAACAUUAAAUGAUAACGGAGCCAACAGUAUUUGGGAGCAUUCCCUCUUAGAUCCCAGUAAUUCUAAAUUUAGCAGAAGGAAACCUCAGCCAAAAGACCCUUUACAUCCUGUUAAAGCAGACUUUAUCAAAGCGAAGCAUCAAGAGUUAAAAUUUAUAUUGAGAUCAUGCAAGGAAGAAUUUUGCAGCGAAGAAGAACUUAGCAGGCAAUUGCAUAGUAGCGUUCGAACAGGAAAUUUUGAAACUUCCUUAAGGCUUCUCGCUCAAGGAGCUAAUCCUAAUUAUUUUUACAAGGAAAAGGGAACAAUGCCCUUACAUGUGGCAGCCAGAGCUAAUCAAGCUCUUCAAGUUGAACUCCUCAUUGCCAAUGGCGGAAAUCCUAGUAUGCUAGACUCAAAUGGACAAACUCCAGCUGAAGCAGCAAAACUGGCGGGGCAUUUAGAUUUAUACGACCGGCUUGUUGAAUGCAUGUACGAAGUUACAGAUAGGCUUACAUAUUUUUUGUGCAAUAAAAAACCAGAUCAUAAAAAUGGCGAACACUUAAUUAUCCCGGAGUGGUCGGCUACUUUGGAAAGAAAUUUUGAAGCCAGGAAUAAAUUGCAAAUGUUACCAAAUCAUUUAUUGGAAGAACUCGCGUCAGACGUUUACGACGAAGUCGAUCGCAGAGAAACUGAUGCGAUUUGGCUGUCGUCGGCAUCGCUGCCAGAACGGUGUAUAGUGCCAUUUUUGCCGAUCCACCCGCAGCUCUCUUCGACCCGUAACCAAGGCCGGCAAAAACUGGCCAGAUUCACACCAAAGGAAUUCGCGACGCUCAUCAUAGAUAUAUUAACGGAGGCCGGGCACAGGCAUGCGAUGGCCAACAGUGCCCCUCUACCAGAUCCAGCUGUGUCCGCGCUUCGCAAGGAACAAUUACGUAAACACGGGUCGCAAAUGUCGGACGACGAGCCGCUCUACGACAGCGUAGCUUCGGACGACGAUUACGCGGCUCUCGCCACGGAUGGAAUUUCAGACGAGAAGGCACUUGCUCCAAUGGCCAAGGGACUGCCGUCGGUCGUUGAAGUAUUGAAAAAACAGUUGAUGCUAUCGGAAUCUACGACAAGAGAUCUCAGAGAUGAAAUAAAGCGCCUUCACAUCACACUUGAGCAGUUAACGCAAGAGAAUCGUGAAUUAAAGGGUGCAAUUCAGGCUCAAAGCAAGUUGCAAGCUCCCCAAGAAAGAAUAAAUGGACACAUCGGAGAACACGAUCCUGAAUUAGAACCUGUUCUCGAUAUCAAACCCCCUUCCACGCCAACGAGAGGUGGACAACGACCAGCAUCGAUGUAUGAAACUCGAGAAGGUCUUAGAAAACCACCGAGUUUCAUGAAUCAAGCCAAAAGAGAAGUUGAGGGAUUACCACGACCUUGUACGACGCAAGGACUGUGGGAAUGUGGUGCAGCUAAUCUACCACCCAGUGAAGAAGUGAAUAAACGCACGGAACAGGUGACGAGACGAAUCCAGGAGCUUUGGAUGGCAAUGCAAAAUCCGACGCAUCGCGAAGCUUUCGUACCGUGCGCCGAGCGCAUCCGCGUUGCCGUCGCCGAACUCGCGACCAUCUUUCCUCAGAACCCAGUGGAUGACAAUAUCAGAUGUGCUCUUCGUCAGUUGCAUGGAAAUACGGGCAGAUUGCAAGCGGAAUGCACUGCGUUACAAAGAUGUACCAGUGAUGUGGAACACAUGGACCGGUGUCUUCAACAAGUUCGUUCCAGUGCCUAUGACAUUGCCAAAGCUACUAAACUUCUUGUCACACAAUUUCACGUAUCGUAACGGUGAUUCAUCACUUUUUUUUUAUUAAUAUAUUUUACUAUUGAUAACUGUUGCGUUACACUUUAUGUCUAAGCCGUUAGAUUGUUUUUCCAUGGAACAAUUUUUACUAAAUUGUUAUGAUGUUUCUCACAUGGGUGUGAUUCGAUAUAAUUGAAUACUGCUUCAAAAAAUUAUGUAAAAUUUAAAGUAUUUUAAAGAAUGCAUUACAAUGAAAUUUCAUGUAAUUUUCCAUUACUCGAGUGUAUAGCAGUUACUAAAGUAUAAGAUUUUCUCUAUUGGAAUAACUAUAUUUUGUAAAUACACGUGUACAUUAUUCGAUAGAAAUCAAUGUUUGGGGAUCAUGUGCGAUUUCUUGAUCCUGAUUUGUUAUUACCGAUUAUCAUACAAUCAAGACUGAAUUAUUAGCCUUUCAACGUCAAUCACCUUUUUACUUUAAACAUUUUUUGACGACGUUCGAUGCCGAUGUUUUAAAGGCUUUCGUUUGUGAUUGUAAUCAAAGAAAUAAUUUUUUUUUUUUUCAUUGCAUAAUUGGCAUUUAUUUUUAAUUAAGAGUGCAAUAACGAACAGUAUGUGAAAUAUUAUGAUGUUUUUUUUAAUGUUUUUAAUUUUUAAAACAAAUACUGGCAUCGAAACAAACUAACAUUGCAUUUGAUGUGCACGACUAUGGUGCUUAAUGAUGGAUAGACUAGCUUUUACAUAAAGAUAUUACUACUCGUUGGUUGUUGAAAGUCUAACUUUUAUCAUCCAUAAAUUGUCGUAAAAUACAAAUACCAUAUGAAACAGCUCUUACAAUUAACGAUAUUGAUAUUAUUACACGUAAUUUCUGAUGAACCAUUGUAUGAAACAUUAAUCAUGUGCCUAUCGCGUUAAUUUUUUAUUUAUAGUUUUAACUUUAAAGUCAUUUGAUUGAACGAAAAAAAAAACAACUCUGAUUUGGUUGUAUAUACUUUGAAACCGAAUCGCAAAAGUUCGUUUACCAGUCAUUUUGCGUAUUUACACAUUUUAAUUAACAUUACUUUUACAUGCAUAUUUUUUAUGCACGAAAUAUAAUCAGAUACAACUGUACGCACCAGUUUUUUCUGGAACGUUCUUCGUUUUUUUUUUUUUUUUGUUUUUUUGUUUUUUUGUUUUUUUUUUUUCGUUUACGUGUAUGUACAACGCUGUAACCAUUUUCGAUGACAAUAAAACAAUUGAAUGUUAUCU
Copidosoma floridanum is the source of this 3539-nucleotide messenger RNA. RefSeq names its product ARF GTPase-activating protein GIT1 (gene Git). Gene Ontology annotation, cellular component: synapse. Gene Ontology annotation, molecular function: GTPase activator activity; small GTPase binding. NCBI's taxonomy places the organism in Eukaryota, Metazoa, Arthropoda, Insecta, Hymenoptera, Encyrtidae. Gene Ontology annotation, biological process: regulation of ARF protein signal transduction; synaptic vesicle recycling; regulation of G protein-coupled receptor signaling pathway. The record is from RefSeq and is a predicted model, not a curated record.